CCCCCCCAUCACCCCAUCUUCCGCAGAUCCAUCACCAAGCACUCUUCCUUGACUAUCCUUGAUUAUCCUUGCCGAAGCUACUGUCCAGAGAGCCUCAAAACAUGGCCGAGAUACAACCCACCCGCCGCCUGAUCCUUGCCACCGAUUUCGACGACACUUCCGUCGAGGCUGUCGAGUGGACCGUCGCCAACCUGCUGCAAAACGGCGAUGAGGUGCAUUUGGUCCACGCCGUGCAGGACGACGGUAUUAUCGAUCCAGACUUUUCUGAUAUGGGUGUCGUGGCUGUCAAUGAUGCAGAACAGCAGCGGGCUAUCCGAGCAGCCGAGCUGAACGCCAAGCAGUGGGCCGACACUCUUGAGAAUGAAAUCUUGCCGCCAAAGCGGGUCAAAGUUGUUCCGCAUGCAUUUAUCGGAGCACCCGGGCCUCUGAUUGUUGAGAAGGCAGAGACCCUCGACUGCGACUUUAUUGUCGUCGGCACCCACCGGCGUGGCCUCCUCUCAGAACUGGUCCUGGGCUCGGUCUCCAACUACUGCCUCACGCAUUCCAAGAAGCCCGUCCUCAUCGUCAGUCAACACAAGGGACAAUAGGCCAAAGCCGAUAAUGUGCUCUGGAGCCCAUCUGUUUCCCUUCGAUCGCAUGCACGUUUGAUUUGAUUUGAUUUGAUUUGAUUUGAUU
Polychytrium aggregatum is the source of this 675-nucleotide messenger RNA. RefSeq lists its product as uncharacterized. Bases 102 to 587 code for a protein of 161 amino acids. The record is from RefSeq and is a predicted model, not a curated record. NCBI's taxonomy places the organism in Eukaryota, Fungi, Chytridiomycota, Chytridiomycetes, Polychytriales. The transcript is spliced from 4 exons.